AUGGGAGUGAUCUGCUUCUCCAGCAUAGCACUUUCCGCAGAAGACCCAGUAGAUGAAGAUGCUCCGAGGAAUAAAGUGCUGCAAUAUAUGGAUUACUGCUUCACGGGUGUUUUUGCUUUCGAGAUGUGCCUUAAAUUGAUAGACCAAGGAGUACUGUUGCAUCCGGGCUCAUACUGCAGAGAUUUUUGGAAUUUAUUGGAUGGUAUCGUCGUCUUCUGUGCGCUUGUGGCCUUCUCAUUUGCUGGAGCUGAAGGAUCUGCUGGCAAAAAUUUGAAUACAAUCAAAUCACUGAGGGUACUACGUGUGCUCAGACCUCUGAAAACAAUCAAAAGGAUACCAAAACUAAAGGCAGUAUUCGAUUGUGUGGUUAAUUCGUUGAAAAACGUUUUUAACAUAUUAAUUGUUUAUAUGUUAUUUCAAUUUAUUUUUGGCGUUAUUGCUGUUCAACUUUUCAAAGGCAAAUUUUUUUACUGCACUGAUAAAACUAAACGCUUCGCUCAAGAAUGUCACGGACAGUAUUUUGUUUUUGAAAGUCCCGAUGACGCUCCACGCGUUGAAACACGUGAAUGGCGCUUACGUCCAUUUAAUUAUGAUAACACAAUUAAUGCAAUGCUGACAUUAUUUGUCGUUACUACAGGUGAGGGUUGGCCUGGAAUUAGGCAAAAUUCGAUGGAUACCACCGAAGAAGAUGAAGGACCUUUACCGUUUUAUAGAGUUGAGAUGGCAUUAUUUUAUGUGAUGUUUUUCAUCGUAUUUCCAUUUUUUUUCGUCAAUAUUUUCGUUGCGUUAAUUAUAAUUACAUUUCAAGAGCAAGGAGAGGCUGAAUUAUCUGAAGGUGAUCUAGAUAAAAAUCAAAAACAAUGCAUUGAUUUUGCACUAAAUGCUCGUCCAAGAUCAUUGUUUAUGCCAGAAGAUAAAAAUUCAAUGAAAUAUCGAAUCUGGAGAUUAGUUACUUCUACACCAUUUGAAUAUUUCAUUAUGGCAAUGAUUUGUUUUAAUACAAUUAUAUUAAUGAUGAAGUUUCAUGGAAAUUCCGAAUUUUACGAAAAAAUUCUUCGAUUCUUUAAUACAGCACUAACUGCAGUAUUUACCGUUGAAUCAAUCUUGAAAAUAUUGGCAUUUGGCGUAAGGAAUUAUUUCCGUGAUGGUUGGAAUCGAUUUGAUUUUAUUACUGUAGUUGGUUCAAUUACUGAUGCAUUAGUGACAGAAUUCGGAGGUCAUUUUGUUUCACUUGGAUUUUUACGUCUUUUCCGAGCUGCACGUCUAAUUCGUCUUUUACAGCAAGGAUAUACUAUUCGAAUAUUACUCUGGACAUUUGUUCAAUCUUUUAAAGCUUUACCAUAUGUUUGUUUAUUAAUUGGAAUGCUAUUUUUUAUCUAUGCUAUCGUUGGAAUGCAGGUAUUUGGUAAUAUUUGGUUAGAUGCGACUACAGAAUAUAACAGACACAAUAAUUUUCAGUCGUUUUUCAACUCAAUUGUUUUACUUUUUCGAUGCUCAACAGGUGAAUCCUGGCAAGAUAUAAUGAUGGCAUGUACGGCAGGAAAAUAUUGCGCUAAGCCUAAUUCAUUUGAAAUUAAUGAAGCUAAAGGGCCAACGUGUGGAACUCAAAUGUCUUACGUAUAUUUCACUACAUUUGUCUUUCUUUCUUCAUUUCUGAUGCUGAAUUUAUUCGUUGCCGUAAUUAUGGAUAACUUUGAUUAUUUAACACGUGAUAGCUCAAUUUUAGGACCUCAUCAUUUAGAUGAAUUUGUACGUGUUUGGGCAGACUAUGACCCCGCUGCCACUGGUCGAAUUCAUUACACAGAUAUGUAUGAAAUGCUGCGCAACAUUGCACCGCCAGUAGGCUUUGGGCGUAAAUGUCCAUAUCGUCUAGCUUAUAAACAUUUAAUACGUAUGAAUAUGCCUGUAGCAGAAGAUGGAACAGUUCAUUUUACGACAACACUUUUUGCGCUUAUACGUGAAUCGUUGAGCAUUAAAAUGAGACCAGUGGAAGAAAUGGAUGAAGCUGAUGAAGAGUUACGUCAAACUUUACGUAAAAUCUGGCCAUUGAAGGCAAAAAAAAAUAUGAUUGACUUAGUGGUACCACCAAACACAGAACUUUGCUAUCAGAAAUUAACUGUUGGUAAGCUGUACGCUGGUUUAUUAAUCUUGGAAAAUUAUCGAGCUAAUAAGUCUGGCGCUGAGGUAAAAUAA
Molecule: messenger RNA, 2193 nt
Organism: Thelazia callipaeda (thelaziosis nematode)
Lineage: Eukaryota; Metazoa; Nematoda; Chromadorea; Rhabditida; Thelaziidae
Source: the annotation of a GenBank genome assembly